AUGGCAAUCCUCACCUUCUCCCCCACUGGCCGUCCCUACACUUACGGCGAGCCCUCCUUCGAUGCCCUUGUCGACCGUUACCUGAACACCGCCGCCGCCGGAGAGAAGGCAGAAGAGGGUUGUGAGGCUGCCGCCGCGAACCACCACCGGUUGAGUUCGUGGUUGGAUGCUCUGCAAUUCGAUGCGAGUGAUAGCAUUGAAGAUUUGGAAAUAUUAAAGAAAGGGCUUGAAGAGAUCGCCGUGAAAGUGGCUGAGAAAAUUGAUGACGUUUUUGUUGAUUCUUUGCUCGUUUGA
Messenger RNA from Camellia sinensis, 294 nucleotides. The record is from RefSeq and is a predicted model, not a curated record. NCBI's taxonomy places the organism in Eukaryota, Viridiplantae, Streptophyta, Magnoliopsida, Ericales, Theaceae.